Messenger RNA from Penicilliopsis zonata CBS 506.65, 981 nucleotides. RefSeq lists its product as hypothetical. The coding region runs from base 75 to 761 and encodes 228 amino acids. Lineage: Eukaryota; Fungi; Ascomycota; Eurotiomycetes; Eurotiales; Aspergillaceae. Gene Ontology annotation, biological process: mitochondrial respiratory chain complex I assembly; aerobic respiration; electron transport coupled proton transport. The transcript is spliced from 4 exons. The record is from RefSeq and is a predicted model, not a curated record. Gene Ontology annotation, molecular function: NADH dehydrogenase (ubiquinone) activity; 4 iron, 4 sulfur cluster binding; quinone binding.
CAUCCCUCAGCUGUCGGCAACGUUUUAUGGUGGCGAGGUUUUAUUCUACUUAUAAAUGAAAUAAUACCGUCGCAAUGCUGCCCUUACUCAAGUCACAUAUCCCUCGCAGGCUUGGUGCGCGACCACAAUUGAUCCCCUCGUUCCCACACAGUUAUCAAUCUGCGUCUUUUUCGAGCUCGGUUAUCAAAUCUGCCUCAGCACUUGAACCCCAUGGACGCCCUAGUCAGAGCCUGACUGCAUCCGGCAAAGUACGGAAAGAAGUACCCUUGCCUAGCGAGGAAAAGAAGGAAGGCGCCAUGCAAUAUGUCCUAACUACACUUGAUCAAGUUGCAAAUUGGGCACGCCAAAGUUCUCUCUGGCCCAUGACCUUUGGUCUCGCAUGUUGUGCCGUGGAGAUGAUGCACCUCUCUACUCCACGCUACGACCAGGAUCGCCUGGGUAUCAUUUUCAGAGCUUCUCCACGACAGUCCGACGUUAUGAUUGUGGCCGGAACCUUGACAAAUAAAAUGGCUCCCGCCCUUAGGCAAGUCUACGAUCAAAUGCCUGACCCUCGUUGGGUCAUCAGCAUGGGCAGCUGUGCAAAUGGCGGCGGCUAUUACCAUUACAGCUACUCGGUGGUCCGCGGAUGCGAUAGAAUCGUCCCUGUUGAUGUUUAUGUUCCUGGAUGCCCCCCCACAUCUGAGGCAUUGAUGUACGGAAUCUUUCAACUCCAAAAGAAGAUGAGACAAACCAGGAUUACCCGCAUGUGGUACCGCCGUUGAUCAUCCAGCAUUCGACUAGCGGGAGUAUUGUGAUAGAGGAAGGUGAUAAGUGUGGAGUGUCUGCUUAAAUGGAAUUCGACAGCAUUCUGCCUAGUUCCAGCCUACAAUGUAACAACAUGUCUCUUUGAAGAAGGCUGGUUCGUAUUACUUAUUAAAAACAAUGGUGAAUAUAUUUUUUGUUGUAGAUCUCAGAAAAUGCCACUAUAAACUUCUGCUACCU